Messenger RNA from Sphenostylis stenocarpa, 966 nucleotides. The record is from the annotation of a GenBank genome assembly. Lineage: Eukaryota; Viridiplantae; Streptophyta; Magnoliopsida; Fabales; Fabaceae.
AUGGGUGGCGGAGGAGCUAUGAGGACGGCGGCGAAGAUAGCCGGCAUCGGUGUCUCCAGGUCGGGUUUCCGGGGGCUUCCGGCGGCGCACCCGACUGAGCAAUCGGUCCGCAACGCGUCGCGGCCCUCCUCGGUCGCCGGAGUGUCGUCGAAGGGAGCUAAAUCCGCCGAGGUUGCGCCGGUGCACGCUGCGGCGCCGUGGGACGAGUGGGACUUCGCAGACGAUGGCAAGUUGGUCGUGCCGAGGAUGGUUUUCGGUUCUGCCCCCACUCUCGAGGAAGCUAAGGAAGCCACCAAAGAAUUGAAGGACGCUAUUGAUCAAGUAUAUCUUUCUCCUGAGGCUUCUCAUUAUUCAUCUCCUGGUUGUGAAGUCUCUGCUCUGUCUCCUACACUUUAUGAGCCACUGAACAGAUCUUGUGUCAUUGACACAAUUUCAAAUCCUUCAGUGCCAAAGCAUGCUAUUCAGGCUUUUCAUUUGCUUAGCACAAGCCGCGAGGCUCAGGCUGUUGUGGCUUCACUUGCUUGUGAUCCAAAUGUAUGGAAUGCAGUCAUGGAAAAUCCUGCUGUCUGUAGUUUCUUUCAAUCACAACACACAGUAGCUGAAUUUGGAGCAGAGGAAACUAAUGAGGAAGUGGAAAAGUUAUCAAGUUGUGUUUCUGAUGCAGCUGAAGCACCUGAAAAAAUGGAAGCAUCGUCCAAGUCUCACUCGGGAAACGUGUUUGCCAAUUUCAGCGGUCUUAUGCGGAAUUUGAAGCUUACAGUUAUUGAAUUGGUAAGCAGGGUGUCUGGUUUCCUUCAGAGCAUAUUCCCAUCACCUGAUACUGUGAAAGAGAAGAUGUCUGCUGGUUCUGAUCCUGAUGGGAACACUAAAACAAGUUUCAUGGAAAGUAAAAUUGGCAAGGGAGGAGGGACCUUGAUAGGUUUGGUUGUGCUGGUAAUAAUGGUGAUAGUGACCAAGAGAGCUUAG